UUAUAGGAGCGACUGACGGUAGUUGCGGUUUUACGCUUCAACCUGAAAAACAUAGCAGGUAUACGGGUUUAAAGGAAAACAUUUUCAAGAAGUUCGUUUCCUUGGGACUAAAUUUGUUAAACCUUCCUUGUUUAAACAGAGCGUUCAUACUUUUAGUUAUUAUGGAACGCUGGAAAGGUCGAACAGCCUUGGUGACCGGUGCAUCCGCGGGAAUCGGGUAUGCCAUUGCCGAUGCACUAGCACGCAGCGGAAUGAAUGUGAUCGGAUGCGCGCGAAACGUGGAAAAAAUCAAUGAAUUGGUUAAGAAACAUGAAAAAGGACCAGGCCGCGUUGAACCGGUACAGUGUGAUGUCAGCCAGCCACAACAAAUAACCGCGAUGUUCGAGCACGUUGCAAAAAAAUACGGACAUGUCGAUGUGCUGGUCAACAAUGCCGGUUUGGUGCAGUUGGAUCCGCUGAUGUCGGGCAGAACAGAGAAAUGGCGGGAAAUGCUGGAGGUAAACGUCCUUGGUUUAAGUGUCUGCGCCAGGGAGGCACUGAAACUGAUGCAGAAAGACGGCGUCACUGAUGGAAACAUCAUCAAUAUCAACAGCUACGGUGGCCAUUUUCCGAUUAAUCUGCCCGCCUACCACUUCUACAGCGGCACGAAGCAUAUGAUCACUUCUCUGACAGAAUCACUGCACCGCGAAGUGCGGGCGAUGGAACCGAAGAACGACAUGAGGGUUACCGACAUUAGCCCGGGCGUGGUACUGACGGAGAUCCUCCAGCGUUCCAUGGCCCAGGCCGGAAUGCCGACAAUCGAUUCUGGUAAAGACUUCACCAAAGACUACAAAUGCCUGAACGGCGACGAUAUCGCUGAUACGGUGUUGUUUGUUCUGGCCGCUCCGCAACAUGUCAACGUAAAAACCUUGAUUGUCUGUCCGACACAGCAGCCACAGGUGUAAAGCGAAUUCAGUUAAUAUGUUAAUCUGGCUGGCAGUAAUAUCGUAGUGCAUGAAUGGCAUUAGUAAUAAUACUCUUGACGGUCAAGUCACAUUUUCUCGUUUCUUCAAAAUUAAUACUGUGGAAAUAUUUCUUUGCGUAUAAUCAUAUUUCAUUCGAUUUCUGCAACCAGAGCGUGUGCGCCAUGCUUUGACGCAGCGACGGUUGAUGUUACCGUUUAUUGUUACCGGCGUUUAAAUACUGAUUUCUUUGCGCAUGACAACUGUGUAACACGGCGUAUAAUGUAGCCCAUCUUUACAUUUUAGGUGCUUCCCUGGUUUGUAAUU
Paramacrobiotus metropolitanus is the source of this 1268-nucleotide messenger RNA. RefSeq names its product dehydrogenase/reductase SDR family member 11-like. NCBI's taxonomy places the organism in Eukaryota, Metazoa, Tardigrada, Eutardigrada, Parachela, Macrobiotidae. The transcript has 5 exons. Bases 162 to 944 code for a protein of 260 amino acids. The record is from RefSeq and is a predicted model, not a curated record.